Molecule: messenger RNA, 737 nt
Organism: Eutrema salsugineum
Lineage: Eukaryota; Viridiplantae; Streptophyta; Magnoliopsida; Brassicales; Brassicaceae
Product: probable calcium-binding protein CML43
Exons: 1
Coding region: 77-625 (182 amino acids)
Molecular function (GO): calcium ion binding
Source: RefSeq, a predicted model, not a curated record
AGCCGCGUGAUUCUUCAGUCUCCGAUUAUAUAAAGAGCAAGUAUCAAGAAGAAGAAGAAGAAAGAAAAAAGUAACAAUGGAGAUCAUCACUAACGAGAAGAAGAAACUCUCGAGACAAUUUUCUUCCUUCAGACUAAGGAGCCCGAGUCUAAACGCUCUUCGUCUCCACAGAAUCUUCGACCUUUUUGACAAAAACAGAGACGGAUUCAUCACCGUCGAAGAACUGAGUCAAGCCCUUUCACGACUCGGUCUCGACGUUGAUUUCUCCGAGCUCGAAUCAACAGUCGAAUCAUUCAUCAAACCGGAACAAACCGGACUCCGGUUCGACGAUUUCGCAGCACUCCACAGAACCUUGGACGAAUCUUUCUUCGGAGUAGGCUGCGAGUGCGAUGGAUCUCCGGAAUCAGAUCUCGAAGAAGCUUUCAACGUGUUCGACGAAGACGGUGACGGGUUUAUCUCCGCCGUGGAGUUGCAAAAUGUUUUGAAGAAACUUGGGCUUCCUGAAGCGGGAGAGAUCGAACAAGUGGAGAAGAUGAUUGUCUCUGUUGAUAUCAAUCACGAUGGUCGCGUUGACUUUUUCGAGUUCAAGAACAUGAUGCAAACCGUUCUUGUUCCUUCCUCUUAAAUCUUGAGACAAGAAAUUUCUCUCUUUUGAAUUGCAAAACAAUCUGAAGAUAAUCUCUUGUGUAAUGGUUUAUUUACAAAAAAAAUCAAAUUAUGUUCUGAUUUAAAUCAAA